AUGGCUUCUUCCGAGGUUCACCAUCUAUUCCACUCCCCAGUUGCGGACCAUUCGUUCUCUCAAGACAAGGGUACUUUGGCUGUUGCUCGAGACAACAAUGUAGAGCUCUACCAGGCGUCAGGCAACGAGUUUACAUUGAAAGAUGAAUUGAGGGGCCACGACAAAACCGUCACAAGUGUUGACAUUGCGCCAAACAGUGGUCGCAUUGUGACUUGCUCGCAAGAUCGCAAUGCUUACGUCUGGGAGCAGACACCCAACGGUUGGAAGCCCACCCUCGUUCUUCUCCGAAUCAACCGCGCUGCCACAUACGUUCGAUGGUCGCCCUCUGAGCAGAAAUUCGCCGUCGGCUCCGGAGCUCGAGUGAUAGCAGUCUGCUACUUUGAAGAGGAAAACGACUGGUGGAUUUCCAAACACUUGAAAAAGCCCAUCCGUAGUACCAUUACUACGCUCGCAUGGCACCCAAACUCCGUUCUUUUGGCUGCUGGAUCUACGGAUUCUCAUGCUAGAGUGUUCUCUAGUUACAUCAAGGGCAUUGACGAGAGACCGGAGCCUUCAGCUUGGGGUGAGCGACUUCCGUUCAACACCGUCUGCGGCGAGUUCUUAAAUGACUCUGCUGGAUGGGUGCAUGGUGUUGCCUUUUCACCUAGCGGAAAUGCCCUUGCAUUUGCUUCUCACGACAGCAGUGUGACUGUCGUUUACCCGAGUGCUCCUGAUCAGCCACCAAAGGCCAUGCUCAACAUUAGCACUCGUCUGCUUCCUUUCAACAGUCUUGUCUGGAGUGGUGAAGACCAGAUCAUCGCCGCAGGUCAUGACUGUGAAGUAUAUCGUCUUCAAGGCGAUGAGAACGGAUGGGAACUAGUCGGCUCACUUGAAAGCAAGCGUGGUCCAGCUGGAGGUGCUCGGGAAGAGUCUGCCUUGAACAUGUUCCGUCAAAUGGAUCUCCGUGGUCAGGCUCAGAGUACCACCCAGCUUGAUACUGUUCACCAGAACACCAUCAACACCCUCCGCGUACAUGAGGAGCAGGGCGGUGUCGUGAAGAAGUUUACCACGAGUGGUGUUGAUGGUAGGGUUGUUGUGUGGACUAUUUAG
This is a messenger RNA of Talaromyces amestolkiae, 1089 nucleotides long. RefSeq lists its product as uncharacterized. Gene Ontology annotation, cellular component: Arp2/3 protein complex; actin cytoskeleton. Gene Ontology annotation, biological process: Arp2/3 complex-mediated actin nucleation. The coding region runs from base 1 to 1089 and encodes 362 amino acids. Gene Ontology annotation, molecular function: actin filament binding. The record is from RefSeq and is a predicted model, not a curated record. NCBI's taxonomy places the organism in Eukaryota, Fungi, Ascomycota, Eurotiomycetes, Eurotiales, Trichocomaceae. The transcript has 4 exons.